AUGGCUGCAACUCCGAACAAAUUCAUCAGCGUGGAGCCAAUCGAACGAGAGCCUUCGUCUGGAAUAUCCAUACUGGUAGUAGGUGGUGGCAUUGCUGGGCUUGGCUUUGCAAUCGAAGCAUAUCGUAAAGGUCAUGACAUUCGCAUUGUUGACCGCCGACCACACUUCGAUGAAAUGACUAUGGUAGGCGACAUCAUUGGCAUUGGAAAUUCUGUCCUACCCUCCAUGAAGCAUUGGCCUGGUUUCCUCGAGGCAUGUUACCAAGCCGCGUUCCCUCAACUUGCCUACUAUGCAUACAAGUAUGAUGGGACCUACAUUGGCAUACUAGGGGAGAUUCUAGGAAUGAGCCGAGCUGAGUUCCAUUCGUCUUUGCACCAAUAUGCACUUCACCUCGGUAUUCCGAUCCGCUAUGCUGCUAAAGCAGUAGACUACUUCGAGACUGAUACUGAGGGCGGCGUUGUGCUUGAGAAUGGGGAGCGCCUCGCUGCAGACAUUGUUGUCGCCGCAGAUGGCAUUGGGUCCAGGUCGUGGCGAUUAGUGUGCGGUACCAAGGAGGAGCCUAUCAGCUCUUCCUUCGCUAUGUAUCGAACUACCUUCUCUGUCGAUCUCGCAAUGCAGAACCCAUUGAUAGCGAAAGCGUAUACAGCCAACGAUUCCCGCUUAUACUUUGGCCCUGGAGCCCAUAUCGUUUUAGGAAAAACGGACAAAGACAUAAUGUGGAUGCUCACACAUCACGAUAAUGGAGACUCCUCCGAGGACUGGGCUAAGCCUGCGAAUCCCAAAGACGCACUCCCUUUUGUCGAGGGAUGGGCGCCUUGGCUGAGCGAACUCAUAAAAUUGACACCCUCCGAUGGAGUGGUGGACUUUAAGCUCAUGUGGCGUAAUCCCAGAGAGACAUGGGUUUCCCCUAAGGCCAGGGUCAUUCAAAUCGGUGAUUCGGCUCACACUUUCCUUCCUACAUCAGCAAGCGGUGCGACCAUGGCACUUGAGGAUGCGUUCUCCCUCGCGGCUCUGCUUCACAUAAGUGGCAAAAACAACGCGCCCUUAGCUUUGAGGGUUCAAAACAAAUUGAGGUUCGAGCGGGUGACUUGCGCACAGAAAAUGGGCUUCAAGAACAGAGAGAACUUCCACAACACCGACUGGGACGCUGCGGCAAAGAAUCCAGACUCGGUCCUCAAACAAGUCGAUAAUUGGGUUGAGCAGUAUGAUGCUGAGAAGUACGCCUACAAAAUGUAUGAGAAGUGCGUUAAUCACAUUCUCACCGGUUCGCCUUUCCAGAACACAAACACGCCGCCAGGCCACACGUUCAAACUUUGGACCGUAAAGGAGCUUCUUGAACUUGGCGAAAGAGGGGCAAAGAUAAUUGACGAUGGCGAUUGGUCUUGA
Molecule: messenger RNA, 1386 nt
Organism: Diaporthe amygdali
Lineage: Eukaryota; Fungi; Ascomycota; Sordariomycetes; Diaporthales; Diaporthaceae
Exons: 4
Coding region: 1-1386 (461 amino acids)
Biological process (GO): secondary metabolite biosynthetic process
Molecular function (GO): FAD binding; monooxygenase activity
Source: RefSeq, a predicted model, not a curated record